Molecule: messenger RNA, 1841 nt
Organism: Folsomia candida
Lineage: Eukaryota; Metazoa; Arthropoda; Collembola; Entomobryomorpha; Isotomidae
Product: SET domain-containing protein 9
Exons: 6
Coding region: 682-1767 (361 amino acids)
Source: RefSeq, a predicted model, not a curated record
UUUUUUAAGUUAAUAUAAAAAAUUAUAACUACUCCAGUUAUAAAUUAAACAGUGCGUAAUUAAUAUUGCCCAUUAUGGGAUCACAUUAAGACAUUAAAAUACAUAUUGAAACUAGAAAAUAUGACUUUCUCCAAUGCCAACGCAUUUUGGGAGGACAGUUUGCUGACCCCGAAGAAGAAACCAGUGCAGAGUCACCGCUGCUGCUGCUGCUGCUGCCUACCUACUACACCACUCAAUCUGACCGAGUUGAGUGGAGUUGUAUGCAAUCCAAUUCUUUUACCUGAUUCUUACCUGAAUCAGAACAUUUAUAAUUGACGACAUAUUAUUAUUAUUUAUGCAUUUUAAUGCAUGGAAAACGCAACUGAGAAACUGGACAAGGACAAAGACGUGGAGUGCCAUAUUUAAUAUCGUGAGACGACGACGGGUUGGAGGAGAACCUAUUUGGCAGUGCUAAUCUUACCAUGCCAUGUGGUUGAAGCGGUUCGAGUUUCGCUAAUGGCAAAAUUAUACAUGUGCAUUUUCAGUGAUUCGAUAUUUCUAGUAUUGUUGUACAUAAAUAUGUACUCAAUUUUCCAUGAUUAGAAAAAUUGGUUGAAGUUUGUUACUAUUGCCACUUCUCAUUAGUGUAGUGUGCUACUAUCACUUACCACAUUAUAAUCACUGGACUCGACGUACUCAUUCAUGAAUAAAUGGAUUUCCAAGUGGUGGAAAAGCUAUAAAUACAGAUUUGUUCCAUGGAUUGCGUUAAAUGUGAAACGCCACGAGUCUUCGCCACUUGCAGCCCCUCUUGUACAGUCGUCAGCACAGAAAGAUGAGAAUGCUGCUGAGAAUAGUGUAAAAUGGGCCAAAGAUAAACCAGUACAAAAUGUUCCUGUCCAUCAUUUACGUAAAUCUGAAGAGAAACUAAUCACUGAUGACCAAUUGACCAGGAUUCUCAUAGACUACUUUGCCAAGUGCUUGCCACAAAAUGAUUGGAAUGAAGAAAUGGAUUUUUCGAAGAUGUCAGCCCAUAACAAAAAUGUGAUGAAAGAUCAUUUUGGUUUUAUCGUUGAGAGGAAGAAGAGUCAAGUUUCUGCAGAUGCGGGGACAGGGGUUUUCGUUUCGGAUGGUGUGGCCAAAGCUGGUUCGAUUGUUGCCUUGUAUUGUGGGACUCUUUACAUGCCUUCCGAACCCCUAUUCUUCCCCUCACUUGGAAACAAAUACAUUUUCCGCUGCUCUGACGGAAUACACAUAGACGGAAAUGAUAAGUGGAUAUCAAAGUCAAUCUACAAAUCGUGCUCAGCUCGGGAUCGAUUCGACUGGGACACUCCAGCCUGUGAUACCUCAUGGUUAACACCAACACCCAUAAAUCCUCUCAACAUUGGUCAGUUCGUCAACAAUCGGUCUCAUUCCCAAUUAAAUAACGUGAUAUAUCAAGAGUGUAGUCUGACCUGGGACAUUUCCUCCUCUGCGAUCCGGUUAAGCAACGUGUCAUUGAGGUCCGGAGAGGUGGGCGAUGAUAAGUUCAUUUUCGGAGGGGCACAUUCGGCGAGCACUUUUAACUCUCGAUGCACACGACUGCUGUUUCCUUCCCACCUGGCAGGAUUUCUUCCAAAUGUCUGGCUCGACCCCACCCACUCUCGUGAAUGGCGAGGCAUACGGCUUGUGCCCCUUGUCGCCCUUCGGGACAUUGGACCUGGCGAAGAAGUUCUAUCUUCGUAUUUCACUGUUGUUCACCCAGACAGUGCACCUCUAACUGCAAAGAAAAAUACGAGACAAAUAACUUAAAAUCUGGAUAAAAAGAUAGUUGUGUUUUAGCUGAGAUAAAAAAAGAAUAAAGAAACGAUUAUUACUUUGAAUAA